CCAUGUGACAUUAGUUCACUUAGUUUCGAAAACAUUCGUUGAAUACGAAACGAAAACUAAAAAAAGAAAUGAUGCAGACGACGAGGUGGAAAACUGACACAAAAAAGAAUUUUUAUGAUCACUCACAAGGUUUCAGACUUUGUCUUUUUUCUAACACUAACUAUUCGAUGGGUAGAUGCGUCGAAACUUUUUUGCCUUUCGCUUAACCUUGAAACUUGCCCAUUCGAAAAGAAAUCGUUAAUUCUCAGCCGAAAGUCGAAGAAAGGGAGAUAUAAGUUUGUCCCACGUGAAGCCCUACUGGCGCCUCACUCCAGUUGGCUUAAUUGACCGGUUAUGUCCGUAAAAGAAACUUUGGGUACCUAAAGGGACUACCAGCCGUGCUCAUAAGGAUGUCAAUAUCAGCAUUGACUCCACUUGCAAAUCGAAAAGGCACCCAUUACAGUAAGGUUAGUCACUGGUUAGUAUGAAACUUUUGAGCUGCUCGUAAGAGGGUCACUGGUUUACUCCGGCUAUCAGCUUUUUAAGAUAUGGAAGGGUAGCUUACGCUUGGUUCAAGCCUGUGUGUUCACAACUCUUUCGAGAAAGGUUGUGGGAAAAAGCGAAUAAGUGGAUAGUUCUCGGGAUAUGGUUCCCUGACCUCAGGAUUUCUGGGAAAUCUGAGAAAACAUCACUGUAAUGACGAGGCGGACUUGACGAAUUUAUCUAUUUAUUUUUCACAUUUAAUCCACUGUUUACCAGAUACCAAUAUUACAUUUCGAGGUUGUUGCGAGCACUUUUGUCCUUUUUUCAGACAACCUCUCUCAAAACAGCUGUAUAAGAAAGGAGUAAAAAAAGCGCCAGUGCUGUAGUCGAUGUUGUCGACAAAUAAAAUCUAUUUUGCUUUCUGACAUACACUGUAUUACAAUUUCAAACGCGCUUGACACUCUGCUCUAUCAAUAAUCGCAAAAUGUUGGUUCUAGACAAACGAAAAGGAAUUUCAUUCGGUCUUAUUCGUUUCUACACAAGAUCGUUGCUUUUAUGUGGAGUGUAGGUCACAUUGGACUAUAGAAAAUAAUUACUUGCAGUUGGCCCCAUUUGAGUUAUGACCAGCGAUUUUUGUACUCUAUUUUAUAGUUCAUAAAAGUAUUAUUCUCAUUUUAACAGUAAGUUGUUAAACUUUAAUGAACCUUCAAAAGUUUACCGUCGAGUCAGUUUUUAUUUCGCCUUACUGUCGUUAUUAUGUUUUCUUUUUCAUCUUUCGUAAAUAUUUUGAGUAGAUUAUAAUGGAAGUAAUAUUGACACUGAGAAACAUAGUAUGUUCUCAUUUCGUUGGCAUUAACUAUGUAUGAAAAGAGUAACCAAACCCAAACAAAUUAAAGUAAUUGUAACUCUUUGUUUGAAAAAAUUCAUCCAAAUUUCAUAGCGGUAUCCUGAUCUAUAUUUCAUUACCUGGAUAUUUCUGAAGCGAUGUUUUGAACAAAUCUAGCCAAGAAUAUCUUUUGAUCUAAAGUGAACGUAUGAAUUUUUAAUACAGAAGUGCAAUGGGUUGAGUGAAUUCAGAUCAUAUUCUGUUUUCGAGGGUUGAAACUUAUCGUCUCUAAUUCAUCAGGAUUUAAAGGGAAAUGAUCGUUAAUCCACAGGAGAAAUGUGUCCUCCUAUCAAUACUGAUGAUCUAUCAUGGCACGCUUUGCGAGGAAAUAUGCAAAAGUGAUCGUCCCCAGCAAGUAAUAUUUACCCAAAGAGUGCAAGACUACAUUUUAUCAGGUCCCAUAGUCAAGACAGAGCUGGUCGCCAGUGACCAAGAAUGCCAGAUGCAGUGCAUUUUGAGUUUCAAGUGUGACGUUUUUGACUUGGGGCCUCUGGAUGAAUCGUUUCGUCGAUCCUGUAAGAUCUUGAGAUAUGAAAUCAAAAAUUACACUCUUCAGCGCCAAAAGGGGUGGAGCUUCCGAGCGAGAAAGUGCGCCUAUUCUCCUUGUUUGAAUGGUGGUACUUGUUUCUCUAUUGAUCAAGCCAACGCUCCACGAUGUGCUUGCAUUGGCAACUGGACAAGUCCCACGUGCUCUGAUGCAGUUGGCUGCAAAGAUGAUUGGAUAAGGAACGACAUAUUUUGCUACAAAAUGUUCAAAACGGAAGUCACAUUUUUCGAAGCCAAUUCCAGCUGUUUAAACGGAGGUGCUGAACUGGUUUCAAUUGAGGAGUCUCAAGAGUUAAGUUUUCUUGACGAGCUUUUAAUAAAGGAGCACGUCGAUAAGAUAUACGUGGGUAUGACUGACAUUGCGGAGGAAGAUCGAUGGGUGUGGAUGGAUGGUAGUCCUGUAACCUUCGAUCCCCUGUGGCACGGAAACCACCCUAAUGGUGGUACAAAUGAAAAUUGUGGAGAGUAUGUAAAGCAACAUGGCUUCCACGACAAAAAUUGUGAAACAGAUAAGAGACCCUUCGUUUGUAAAUACUCGUUGUAUAACCUGUAACUUUCAAAGCCACGGAUUAACGUUGAUUAAUUCUCAGAUAACAUACCCUAGCACUUUGAUACUCUUAGCCUAAUAUUUAGAACAGGCAGACCAGUUUUAUGAAAGUCACGUAUUCACUGCAUCUCAGCGUGGCCGAUCGAUGGAUACCCCUUUUAAGUAAGCAAGCUAAAGCCGAGGUGGAAUUUUUCUAGGAAAAUGCCUUUUACAAGCAAGAUUUAAGAUAAUCCUGUGAUAAUCUAAAGUGACCUUAGCGGGUGAUGGGCUUCAUGCAACGUCUCUCUCGAUAUUGACGAUGAGGUGUACAUAAGCGAAUGCUUGUGUAAAACUUCAUGUUACCAUACAAAGUAUGCACCAUCUGACUGGUCGAUUCAUUUUUCGAGCCUAAGCCCCAGCACGCUUUAAGAAAUAGCUGAGACGUUAGAACUACUCUGAUUGGUCAGGAACAUAUCGGCGAUAAAGCUAAAAUGGAAAGGUAGAACUCCUGCCAAGUGACCCAUCGAGCUGGAGCUAGUGCAGGUUUUCAUAAAAUGAAGUAAUACGCAGCAUUACUAUUCACCCCUGCAUGGGUCCGUCGCUUGGUCCCCCCCCCCCCAACAUUUAAUCAGGCUUCCCGAAAGUUCGCUUGUGUGCAGAAAAGGGACUCUGAAAGUUAACUGUUUUGCCCAAGGACUGAUACACCCACAUCUAUUCCACAAAAUAACUUUAUCAUAACAGCCCAUUACAACCAAGCUUCUCAUGUUUUCUCCAAAAUUCAAGUGGAAU
Messenger RNA from Stylophora pistillata, 3209 nucleotides. RefSeq names its product brevican core protein. The record is from RefSeq and is a predicted model, not a curated record. NCBI's taxonomy places the organism in Eukaryota, Metazoa, Cnidaria, Anthozoa, Scleractinia, Pocilloporidae.